UUGACAUUCGAACCACUCACACAUCACCUUACAACGCCGUAUCCUCAUUAGAGACGCCGCAAAGAAGACACCACAAUCCAGAAUGACCGACUCGCCAUUUACGCGCUCCCCGCUCGACCCCAAGGAACAACCCAUCCUCGACCGCCUGCUCGGUCUUCGCGAUCAGCUAUCGGUGCUCAAGAGCGAUCGCACAUCGUACAUCCGCACUCAGGAUGUGCUGGAUCUCUACACAACUUUGAUCGGAGAGGUUGAGAAGCUCAACGAUCUUCGUACCGACAAGCGCAAUGAACAAAACAGGGUCGACACAGUGCUGGACGAUUGCUUCCAGCUCGUUUCCCUAUUCUUCUUGACCAUUGGCCGCAACCAGGAAGCUCCGGCCGUCUACUCCGCUGUAUCUACCGUCAAGCGCCUCCUGGAUCACCUCAAGGAAGCUGGCUUUUAUCUCCCUCAGGACCUCGAAUCGAUUGAACACAACCUCCGAAAAUGGCGCUCAUCCGUCGAGCGUGGCAAGGAUGUACACAGCAACUCUCUCAUGACACUGCUCGAAGCACGCAUCGAUGUCUGCUACCAAACACUCAAGGACCUUCAGGCUUCAUUGUCCCAGCUUGACCCUCAACUUAUGGGUUACUACGAAAAGCUUGUUUCGAUCCUGCGCUCGCUCUCGGCUUGUAACACACGAUCGAAGUUCCCUGUCAAGGAGGUUCAGGAAUUGGAGGAGCAGCUUAAACAGAUUCAAGCAGAGUUGAAAGACGCCGGUGUAUCACACGAGGGCAGAACGGCCGAGGAGGCAUACGCCGAACGCCUGUCGCAGGUACACAUUGCCGAGAACAAUGUUCAGGAGGGCACCAAGGUCGUCUCCUUCCUGUUGGGCAGAUGUCUGCUCUGGGUCGAGAUCAUCCAGGAGAAGAACGGCAAGAUUGACGAGCGCUUCCGCGAUACCUAUGACAAACUGGUCAAGCUCCGCAACACGCUUGAUAACAUGAACCUCACUCAAGCCUGGUCUUUGCGUGAGACGGACUUGUAUAGCUACCAACGUCAACUCGACCGCAUCGAUGAGUCCCGCGUUGACGGCAACUUCCUCGACGCCGAAGGCAAGCCUGCUGAUCUCCAUUCGCAAAGGACAUUGCUCUACCUCCUCCGCAAGAGUUACUCAUACAUCUACCACUACAUCAUCUCAUCUGAGCCCGUCUCAGAAGCACUCUUGCCCAUCUACAACCAAUUGCUCACCCUCAAGCGCUGCUUACUCGAGGUCAAGCGCUCAGGUGGUGUUGACUCUCCUCGCGAAUUGUAUCCUUACAGCAUGAAGCUCAACUCAAUCGACAACAUGAAGAAGGACGGCAAGUUCAUGGUCGGCGAUGACAUCCCCGAAGGCCAGGGCAGUGUCACAUCAUUGCUCGCCGAAUGCUUUGACAUUGCCUACGACCUCAGAAAUGAAGCCGAAGAGCGUCAAGACGAUGCCGAAUCAGCCGACGCCGCCGAAACCAAGGAGUAAAACAGACUUCAAUCAGCGACACAACAGACCAUUCAUUCCUUUCAUGUACAACUUAGGUGGCAGUGUGGGAACAGCAAUGAGCGGAAACCUCAAGAGGUCAUCUCAUCUCCUCUUGUGCUUUUUUAUUAUUAAUAUUCCUGCAAGGCGUCAGGGGCUUGGGGGAGUCUAGGUCUUUGUCACUAUUUGGGAAACUCGCGGUGGAGGGUAGGAAACAGGCAGAGAAAGAUAUCCAUGAAACACGAAUAAGAAAGACGCUUUGCAAAUU
Aureobasidium pullulans EXF-150 is the source of this 1757-nucleotide messenger RNA. RefSeq lists its product as uncharacterized. Bases 83 to 1492 code for a protein of 469 amino acids. The record is from RefSeq and is a predicted model, not a curated record. The transcript has 5 exons. Lineage: Eukaryota; Fungi; Ascomycota; Dothideomycetes; Dothideales; Saccotheciaceae. Gene Ontology annotation, cellular component: cytoplasm; nucleus.